AUGUUUAAAAGCGAGGAAGGAGAAGAGGAUUUUUACAGUGAUGUUUUGCAACAACCAUCCACUAAUUCGGAAAUUGAGAAUUUAAAAGAAGAAAUUGAGAGAUUGCGCUUGCAGCUUGAACAAACAGAAAAACAAUUACAUGACACUCAAACAAAAUUAAAAGAGAAAGAGAAGGAAAAUAAUCAGUUACGAGUGAAUAUUUCCAAACUCUACUACACAGCCAAGCAAGAAAUUGAAAAGUUAUCACAAGGAGAAGUGAGCAACAGCAAUCAUCAAACGAAAAAACGCAAAAAGUAG
Messenger RNA from Naegleria lovaniensis, 297 nucleotides. RefSeq lists its product as uncharacterized. The coding region runs from base 1 to 297 and encodes 98 amino acids. The transcript has a single exon. Lineage: Eukaryota; Heterolobosea; Eutetramitea; Acrasida; Naegleriidae. The record is from RefSeq and is a predicted model, not a curated record.